AUGGACCAUCUAAAAGCCAGGGCCCUCCCAACUAGGCGCUGCUGCCCCUCCCUAGGAAUACAGGCCUGGGAGGGCGGCAGCGGGAGGUUCUCUGUGCCACCCUCCAUCAGCAGGAACCUGGCCAUGGUGAACGAAGCCCGAGGGGAUGGCGGCCCCAGCCCCAGCUCUGACGGCGGCAGCAGCAGCGGCAGUGAGAGUUCCAAGGACAGUUCGAGAUGUUCCACGCCAGGCCUGGACCCAGAGAGGCAUGACAGGCUCUGGGAGAAGAUGAGGCGGAGGAUGGAAUCUGGAGACAAGUGGUUCUCCCUGGAAUUCUUCCCUCCCCGGACUACUGAGGGUGCUGUCAAUCUCAUCUCAAGGUUUGACCGGAUGGGGGCCGGUGGCCCCCUCUUCAUCGAUGUGACCUGGCACCCAGCCGGGGACCCAGGCUCUGACAAGGAGACCUCCUCCAUGAUGAUCGCCAGCACCGCUGUGAACUACUGUGGCCUGGAAACCAUCUUGCACAUGACCUGCUGCCAUCAGAGCCGGGAGGAGAUCACAGGCCACCUGCACAAAGCCAAGCGGCUGGGACUGAAGAACAUCUUGGCAUUGAGGGGAGACCCCAUAGGUAAACAGUGGGAAGAGGAGGAAGAAGGCUUCAGCUGUGCUCUAGACCUGGUGAAGCACAUCCGAAGCGAGUUUGGUGACUACUUUGACAUCUGUGUGGCAGGUUACCCCAAAGGCCACCCCGAAGCCGUGAGCUUCGAGGCAGACCUGAAGUACUUGAAGGAGAAGGUAUCUGCAGGAGCCGACUUCAUCAUCACCCAGCUUUUCUUUGAGGCUGACACAUUCUUCCGCUUUGUUAAGGCUUGCACCGAGAUAGGCAUUACCUGCCCUAUCCUCCCCGGAAUCUUUCCUAUUCAGGGCUACCACUCCCUUCGGCAGCUUGUGAAGCUGUCCAAGCUGGAGGUGCCGCAGACAAUCAAGGAUGUGAUCGAGCCCAUCAAAGACAACGACGCUGCCAUCCGCAGCUACGGCAUCGAGCUGGCUGUGAGCCUUUGCCGGGACCUCCUGGCGAGCGGCCUGGUGCCGGGUCUCCACUUCUAUACACUCAACCGUGAGGUGGCCACCACUGAAGUGCUGAAACGCCUGGGCCUGUGGACCGAGGACCCCAGGCGUCCCCUACCCUGGGCUCUCAGUGCCCACCCCAAGCGCCGGGAAGAAGAUGUGCGUCCCAUCUUUUGGGCCUCCAGACCAAAGAGUUACAUCUACCGCACCCAAGAGUGGGACGAGUUCCCGAAUGGCCGCUGGGGCAAUUCCUCCUCUCCAGCCUUUGGGGAGCUGAAGGACUACUACCUCUUCUACCUGAAAAGCAAGUCCCCGAGGGAAGAGCUGCUCAAGAUGUGGGGGGAGGAGCUGACCAGUGAAGAAAGUGUCUUUGAAGUCUUUGCCCACUACCUCUCAGGAGAGCCAAAUCGGAAUGGCUGCAAGGUGACUUGUCUGCCCUGGAAUGAUGAGCCCUUGGCGGCUGAGACCAACCUGAUGAAGGAGGAGCUGCUGCGAGUGAAUCGGCAGGGCAUCCUCACCAUCAACUCCCAGCCUAACAUCAACGGGAAGCCAUCCUCUGACCCCAUCGUGGGCUGGGGCCCCAGCGGGGGCUAUGUCUUCCAGAAGGCCUAUUUAGAGUUCUUCACUUCCCGCGAGACCGUGGAAGCGCUGCUGCAAGUGCUGAAGAGAUACGAGCUCCGGGUCAAUUACCACAUUGUAGACGUGAAGGGUGAAAACAUCACCAACGCCCCCGACCUGCGACCCAAUGCAGUCACUUGGGGCAUCUUCCCUGGGCGAGAGAUCAUCCAGCCCACAGUGGUAGACCCCAUCAGCUUCAUGUUCUGGAAGGAUGAGGCCUUUGCCCUGUGGAUUGAGCAAUGGGGCAAGCUGUACGAGGAGGAGUCCCCAUCCCGCAUGAUCAUCCAGUACAUCCACGACAACUACUUCCUCGUAAACCUGGUGGACAACGAGUUUCCAUUGGACAACUGCCUGUGGCAGGUGGUGGAGGACACCUUUGAGCUGCUCAACAGGCCCGCUCCAGAAUGAGAGCCAGACAGAGGCUCUGUCAUCACCCAGCCUCCUGACAUCCUUAGCUGGGGCCACUUGAGUCCCACCUUCCUCCCCUGCAAGUCCUGAUUCUCCCAGGAACCCUCUUCUCCCUCCCUUCUCUCCAAGCCCUGGCCUCCACCCCCACGUGACGAUGGCAACUAGACUGCUGCGAGGCUUCCAGGCUUUGGCUGGACCUGACUUGGCCCCACAUGGAGCCUGGCAUUCCCUAUGGGGUUCCCUGCCGUCCUGCAGAGAGCCACGUUGGGGGCACAGCAUCUUCCCUGAGAGGGGAGGAGGCUGACUAUUGCACGCUGAGCCUUUCUACCAAGCCCCUUGGAGCCAGGCUGAGACUUCAGAUGAACUUGCAGUCAGGCCCAUGCAAGAUGGGUGGAGUGGAUGUGGGCACAGGCUGUCGGCAGAAGAGACAUGGCUCCAAGACACUGGCAGCUGGGCACUGCCCACUUGUGAUCGAAGGUGCAAACCACUACCUGCUUACUACUUACUAGGCUGGCCAAGGCGCCAGGCCCCUGGACAGGCCUGGGGCUGAAACCUAACGAGGCAAGCAUUUCUUGCCACCACCUACUGGACAGCUCAGCUGGGUUUUUCACCUAUGCUGCUUUUUGAAAUAGUUGUCUGUGUAUUCUGGUGGCUCAACAGAGAAAAUGUCCCUGAAGAGUUAAAGAUAGUCUGCACCCUUAUGCUUGAUGGAGCCCUUGCCCCUCCCCUACUUCCCCAUCAAGGGAUACACUGCACCCAUUCCUGUCAAGGGCAAAGACAGGUUCUUCAAGAUUCACAGAGGAGGGGGGCUGAAGCACCCAGAGUCACUUUUCACUUCCCGGGCCAGCCUCUGGGCAGAGAAGCAGCCUUAGGAGAGA
This is a messenger RNA of Trichechus manatus latirostris (Florida manatee), 2951 nucleotides long. It is a transcript of the gene MTHFR, whose product is annotated as methylenetetrahydrofolate reductase. Gene Ontology annotation, cellular component: cytosol. The transcript has 12 exons. Gene Ontology annotation, biological process: tetrahydrofolate interconversion. The record is from RefSeq and is a predicted model, not a curated record. NCBI's taxonomy places the organism in Eukaryota, Metazoa, Chordata, Mammalia, Sirenia, Trichechidae. Bases 1 to 2073 code for a protein of 690 amino acids. Gene Ontology annotation, molecular function: methylenetetrahydrofolate reductase [NAD(P)H] activity; FAD binding.